This is a messenger RNA of Podarcis muralis (Common wall lizard), 1111 nucleotides long. NCBI's taxonomy places the organism in Eukaryota, Metazoa, Chordata, Lepidosauria, Squamata, Lacertidae. The record is from RefSeq and is a predicted model, not a curated record.
CUUGUCUGUGGGUCCUGACUGACUGACUGACUGACUGACUGACUGUAGCUUUGGAAGCUGAGCUGGCUGAAUAGACCUUUGGGUUGGGUUUUUCAGUGUCAUCGAUGGCUUUUUUCAAAUACAAGGAAAUCCUUUUUACUCCACUGGUCCACUCAGUGGAAACACUCAGCUAUGUAGAAAACGAAUUCCAACUGCUGGAUGAUGAUACUGUGGUCGUAGCUUACCCCAAGUCAGGUACCCAUUGGAUGGCGGAGAUCUUGGCCCUAAUCUUGAGUCAUGGGGACCCUUCAUGGGUUCAGAAGGUACCACUGUGGGAAAGGGCACCCUGGAUUGAGAUGGAUGAUCAUUUGCAGAUUGCCUUGAAAAAUCCUUCCCCCAGGAUCCUGAAUACUCACCUGCCAUUCCAGCUUUUCCCCAAGUCCUUCCUCCACUCCAAAGCCAAGAUAGUCUGCACACUGCGUAACCCCAGAGAUGUGAUGGUUUCAACCUACUACUUCAGGAAAGGCCAUAAAGAUUGCAAUGAUCUAGAAACUGUGGAAGAGUUCAUGGAGAGUUUCCUGAGUGGGGAAGUGGGUUAUGGUUCCUGGUUUGACCAUGUGAAAGGCUGGGUGGAGAUGAAGGAGAGAGCCAACAUCUUCUUCAUCACCUAUGAAGAACUGCAGCAGGACCUUCGAGGCAGCGUGCAGAAGAUCUGUCAUUUUCUUGGCAAGGAGCUGAAGCAGCCAACAGAUGAGUCUGUGGUGGAAAACGCCUCUUUCCACAAGAUGAAGGACAACAAGAUGUCCAACUUUUCUUUAAUACCACAGAGCAUUUUUGACCAGACAAAAGCAAAGUUCAUGAGGAAAGGUAAAAACAUUGGAGUGCCAAGGAAUAAGGCCACAAUGCUGCAUGCCAGGGGUGAAGAACCGUUUUCUUUUUCUGUGGAUGUCUUUUGCCUCACAGAAAAAGCCAAUCCCCAACUAGGCCAGAAAGUGGGGACAGUUUGCCUGAUAUCAUACGGUUCUCUCUGUGCAACAUCUCACCUAUGUCUAGCUUUGUUGCAUGGAUGCCCCAAUCAAAACAAGAGAUGUUCUGAGAACAAGGGUAUGCCUGUAAGAUUUUGAGGCUUGGA